AUGGCACGACAAGGCCGCAGCAGCUCGCCACGCUCGGGGCACGGAAUCGCCUGUAGUCUGCUCUUGCUGGGUGCUCUGCAGGGCGUGCCCUUCGUGGGGCGUGCCCCGUUUCACGAGUCGCUGGCCGCACAGGGCACGCUGCUACGAGCAGCGGAUCAGGAGGUAGAAGCACUUCUUGCACAAGCCAAGGCCUUAAGGGAAGAGGCUGAGCGCGACGAGGCGGCCAUCCGCGCGGCGCGGGAAGCGGAAGAGGCCGAGGCGGCCGCCCAGGCAGCUGAGGCUGCCGCCGCUGCCCAGGACCUCGCUGCGCUGCAGGCUGCCGCGCAGCGGGCCACCGAGCUGGCGGAAGCUGCCACAGACCCGGUGGCACAGGCGAGGGCGGCGGUGAAAGCGGCGAAGGCCAAGUUGGACAUUGCCAAGUUGGAGGCCGCAGGGGUCAAAGCUGCUCCUUCCGCGCCGCCGAGCGCAGGUGCCAAUCCGUCAGGGAGAUUGGAGGAUGUGAAGUUGAACUUCUCUGGGACCGUGAUGACCCAGGCAGAGUGGGAAGAUCUCUCGGAGAAGUUCAAGGGAGCUCAGCGCGUGAUGCAGGACAUGAACCUCAUCGAGCAGUUUCAGACGAACUCGAAAGUGGGACCACAGGUGAGCUUCGCAGCGAGGGGCGGAAUGGUGAGCUUCCUAUGCGUCACGGGGACAGUCGUGGAGGCUUCCGGCAAGAACAAGCUCCGCCAAGAAACAGGUCCACGUGGUGGAGAGGUGGCGAAGGUUUGCGAUUGUUGGGUUCGGUUGGACAAGAGCGACCCUGGUAACAGUGGUUUUUGAUCAGCGGCUGGGCGGCUGUGUCGGUGCUCAGGGCAUGCGGCAUGAAAUGACACCCAACCUUCAGAGCCCGUGACAUGCAUUGAUGUGCCUCGCUUGUUUCACAGGUCCAAGCGUUUUGCCUGUCUCAUGAACUGGGAAAGCUAUCAGAAGCC
Molecule: messenger RNA, 971 nt
Organism: Durusdinium trenchii
Lineage: Eukaryota; Dinophyceae; Suessiales; Symbiodiniaceae
Source: the annotation of a GenBank genome assembly